Molecule: messenger RNA, 1143 nt
Organism: Lathyrus sativus (Indian pea)
Lineage: Eukaryota; Viridiplantae; Streptophyta; Magnoliopsida; Fabales; Fabaceae
Source: the annotation of a GenBank genome assembly
AUGGCUUCACUUAUUAACAUGGUUUCAGUUUCACCAAGAAUAUUCACACCCACAACAACAACAACAAGAACCUCUUCACUUCAAACACGACCAACUUUGCCACCGUUUUCUGUCUCAUUUCCUAAGAGAAGAUUAACCGUUAGAGCAGCUGAAACUGAUGCAAAUGAAGAAGUUAAAUCUGAGGCACCGGAUACGGCGCCUGCUAAAAAUGGAUCAAGCUUCAAUCAGCUUCUUGGUAUUAAAGGAGCUUCUCAAGAAUCAAAUAUAUGGAAGAUUCGUCUUCAACUUACAAAGCCUGUAACUUGGCCACCAUUAGUUUGGGGUGUAGUUUGUGGUGCUGCUGCUUCUGGAAAUUUCCAUUGGGACUUUGAGGAUGUUGCUAAAUCAAUUUUGUGCAUGAUGAUGUCUGGUCCAUUCCUGACAGGAUAUACACAGACUCUGAAUGAUUGGUAUGACCGAGAAAUUGAUGCAAUAAAUGAACCUUAUAGACCAAUUCCUUCUGGUGCAAUAUCCGAGAAUGAGGUAAUCACUCAAAUAUGGGUGCUGCUACUUGGAGGUCUUACUUCGGCGGGUAUAUUGGAUAUAUGGGCAGGGCAUGAUUCCCCUAUACUUUUUUACCUUGCGUUGGGUGGAUCCCUGCUGUCGUAUAUAUAUUCCGCACCUCCUUUAAAGUUAAAACAAAAUGGAUGGAUUGGAAACUUUGCCCUUGGAGCAAGUUACAUUAGUUUGCCAUGGUGGGCUGGUCAAGCUUUGUUUGGGACUCUUACACCAGACAUUAUUGUUCUCACACUCCUUUACAGCAUAGCUGGCUUGGGAAUUGCCAUUGUAAAUGAUUUCAAAAGUGUUGAAGGAGAUAGAGCUCUAGGACUUCAGUCUCUUCCCGUCGCUUUUGGUGAGGAAACUGCAAAGUGGAUAUGUGUUGGCGCUAUCGACAUUACACAAUUAUCUGUCGCAGGAUAUCUACUCGGGGCUGGUAAACCGUAUUACGCAUUGGCUCUACUUGCCUUAAUAGCUCCGCAAGUCAUAUUUCAGUUCAAGUAUUUCCUCAAGGACCCUGUGAAAUACGAUGUUAAAUAUCAGGCUAGUGCACAACCGUUUUUGGUUCUUGGUCUGUUGGUUACUGCUCUAGCAACAAGCCAUUGA